UCCGAUAGUACUGUAGACGUUGAUGGCAGUGUUCAAAAUGGCGCUGUCCAUGCCGAAAAAAAUCCUUUCGUCGAUUUACGUUUGCCGUAAAUCAGUAGGUUUUUGUGGACUGAAAAUCAAGCAAGAAUGCAAGGCUGGUGUUUCAGUGCCGAACAGUCAAUCAAUCUGUAGCAGUAGUAUUCGGUAUGAUGAAUCAAGUUUGAAGAGUAAUUCUGAGAUAUCCUGGGUGAGAAGGAUCCUUCAAGGUAGUGGACCCAGUGCUGAUGUAGAUGAGACUACACUAGAUGAGGUGGUAGCGGUAGAACCAAGAUAUAUGGAGAUACUACAAGAAAAACAGACUAACUUCAUCUCUAGACCAGAGACGAGGAGAAGAAAUUAUUCUCCACCUCUUGAUGUUGAAGAUAGUCUUGAAGAAAUGACCCUUCAGCUUACUACUGAGACUGAUCCAGUUAACUGGAAGGAGGUCACCCUUGAUGAUAAUCUUCUCAAAUUUCAGCUUCUUUCCAAAUGUGGCCAGACGUUCCAACAUUCAAUCCCUAACUACCAAUUAAAGAAGAUGAAGACUGUUGAGGAUGUUCUCACCUUCUACCAGACACCGUUAAAGGAUACCUCAGUCUUUGAUGAACUGAGUACCAAAGAACUCCCAGCAAAUCUACGAAUACAAUGGGACUACAAUGAUUCCAAACUGGAGGUUUAUGAAGAAUAUCUAGAAUAUGUAAAGAAGAAGAAAUCAAGAAAGCCUUCUGAUUGGCCUUUCAGACCAUCACAUUGAUUAUUAGACUUGGGACUCCAUUUUGUGACAAUGCGAAGUGUGUGGACUUCUUAUAUAAGGAUACAAGAUUCUUGGAUGAUAUUUGAUAUUUAGUAGAACUUCUGUGAUACAGUCACUCCAAAAUAGAAGUUCAAAGGAAACAGAAAUCAAAGCCUCUCCAGCAAACUUGCAUGGAUGUGUAUAUGGUUUGCUUUCUCUCCAGUAAAGAGAUGGUUGAUGCUGGAUGCAUGCCAUUGAACAUACCCAAAGAUGUUAUGGUAAACUGUCAGAAAAACUUAACUCUUAAAUCCUAGUGUGAAAUAAAUGACAAUUGACAUUAAAAAGAAAUGAAUUCCUUUGAAAACUUACAU
Molecule: messenger RNA, 1122 nt
Organism: Lytechinus variegatus (green sea urchin)
Lineage: Eukaryota; Metazoa; Echinodermata; Echinoidea; Temnopleuroida; Toxopneustidae
Exons: 4
Coding region: 23-772 (249 amino acids)
Cellular component (GO): mitochondrion; mitochondrial large ribosomal subunit
Source: RefSeq, a predicted model, not a curated record